AUGAAACAGCCGCAACACAUUCUGUUCCAGGAGAAGUGGGAUAUAGACAAGCUGCCAUUUGAUGACAUCGAAAUCAACUCUACAGCCUACCACGGCCAGGAUAAUAUUCUUCAGGAGUUUUUGGCGUCGGCAGAAGACCAAGACAGCGAUCUAAACAUAAUCAAUGGCGCAAAUCCGAUGUUCAACUCGUCGUAUGCAAACAGGAUGCGCCAGAAACACAAGAAACUAAACUGGAAAGACCUUGGUCUUGCAGAACUGCUGUCAGAUAAGAAUCACGUUCACGACCAGACAAUUCUUGCCAAACCCCAGUUUGGAACCUCUGAGCCGCAAACGGCCUCCGAGUCGCCUCACGAGAGAACUGAAGAGCAGGUUCUGCCGGACUCUGACAUAGCGGAACUGGAAGAGCCCGAGACAGAGGAGUUCGCUACGCCUAUCAUUCCUAAUCGUACAAUUCAUCAAAAUCUAUAUUCUAGACAGCGCAAGCUCAGAAAGCCUUCCACCGAGUACCAGACGCCCCAAUCGCAUGCCCGCAUCAUUAGAUAA
Molecule: messenger RNA, 543 nt
Organism: Ogataea angusta
Lineage: Eukaryota; Fungi; Ascomycota; Pichiomycetes; Pichiales; Pichiaceae
Exons: 1
Coding region: 1-543 (180 amino acids)
Source: RefSeq, a predicted model, not a curated record